This is a messenger RNA of Marchantia polymorpha subsp. ruderalis, 3321 nucleotides long. NCBI's taxonomy places the organism in Eukaryota, Viridiplantae, Streptophyta, Marchantiopsida, Marchantiales, Marchantiaceae. The record is from the annotation of a GenBank genome assembly.
CAGUUGGAAGCUGAAACCCGCUAUAAACCCUAGAGCCGAGCCCGACAGACUCCAUGACACAGGCGCUAAAGAUCUUCUAAGCUGGACCUGGUGAAGCUUCCGCUUAAGCAGAAUGAUGCAAGCGAAGGCUAAUGAAAUUCGAUGUUCCAGGAAUUACUCACACUGAAAAGAACACUGUCAAGGCCGAGACGGAAGGGAAGUCUGUUGUGGGGAAAUUUCGGUCGGUGUCUCGAGUCCUCCCAGAAGCACACCGCGAUUUGACUGGUGACAGUUUUGUCGUGACGACCGACAGUCCGAGAAACUUGCCCCAGAAGGUCGUCUGGCCGGGGAGGGGGGCUUUGCAGCAGCACUUGGAGCUCUGGGAGCAUUUCCCGGUAAUAGUGAAUCCGCUUACCCUAACACGGCAUGACAGCCUCGAAGAACCUGUUGAAUUAAAACUAGAUAAUCCCAGUCAGAAUCGCAUUACGGUAAACGGACGCCAGUGUGCAUCGAGAAUUGUGCGCUUAUCUCUGAGUCCAGAAGUUUGGCCUCUCCUAACAUCGAGCGCACUGUUGGUGAUCGUGAUUACCGAGCUCGUAACACAUGCUCUGCCCAUCCUACUCGUCCUGUGAGCGCGGUCGGUCUUCUGCCGCAGUGAAAGUCUGGGCGUUGCUCGCUGGUACUGAUAGUAGUGCUAGUACUGCUGCUGCUGCUUCGGGUGGCCAGCAUUUCCAAAAUCAUCAGGACUGGCGUACUCAAAUCAAAGAAUGAUGCUCACCAUGUCGCUAGCGUGUGGUAAGUGGGGCUGCUCGAAGUGGGGCGCUGCAAUGAGAGCGAAUCUGUAAAGGUUUUGAGUUUGAGUGAAGGUGUAGAGAAAGUUGGAGAUCGGCCUCAGAUUAUUCGGGCGAUUGAAGCUGAAAUGGUGUCUUUGUGACAAAUUAUACGUAGUGGAGCACAGCAUUGUUUGGUGUGCCUGCCCACCACACCUCACCAUCAUCUCCACUUGUACUUCCUCCACCUGGUUGAGCAGAGAUUGGCCAUUUUCUGCUGCUCGUGAAAGUGAGAAAGCUGGAAUUUCCAUCAAUUACAAUCAGCCGAGCCAAUCAAGACCUCGAGUAGCAGCAGGUCCAAGGUACUCUUCUUGCUCCUCCCCUGAGUCACACAGAGUCAGCACCGGUGUGGUCUCCGUGUCUCACCUCAGCUUUGAAGAACAGGGCAUCAUUCCCGGUCACAGAAACUCCACUCCCUCGUUGUCCUCGUCUCGAUCAGCUGUAGGGUUCGGGGAGCUGCGAGUGCUUCGACUUCAUUCUUCUGCAGUUUCCACCAUAGGGCCUAAGAAGCAAGAAGCAAUGAAGAAAGGAACGACGGUUUGGAAGGAGAAGAAACGAGGCAGAAGCGUGUCCACUGCUGCCGAGGUGAGCACGGCAAAUGCCGAAUCGGCUGCAGCUGCAAGGAAGGAAAACGAUGGCUCUGUUUCUGCUGGUGAACCCUCUGGAGGAGCUUCAUCAGCACCAGCACCUGCAUCGGACUCAGCUUCACCUGCUGAUCAGCAAUCAAUAGUGACUCCCUCGGAGAGCUCUUCCAAGACACUGGACGUCGACACAAUGCUGCUGCGCUUUCUUGUUGGGAAAGGAGGCAGCACCAAGGACAAGAUACAGAAAGAUUGUGGAGUGAAGCUCAAGGUUCCUUCCACCCACGAGGCGAAAACCUCAAAGUCUGGAUGCUCUGUUGUUAUCACAGGCUCUGCAGCUGGAAUUGAAGCUGCCGAGAAGCAGAUCAAAGCUAUCCUGGACGAGGCCGUGCAGAGCAAACUGCAGUAUACUCACUUCAUUUCUCUUCCCCUCGCCACCCACCCGGAUCUGCUGGAACAAGUCGAAAAGUUCCAGGAGAGGAUCUUAGCUCGGAAUCAGCAGACUUCCUCGAGCGGGGAAUCGAGCGUGUCUGAUGAAGACAAGGUCGAUGCCAUGGACACCGAGAAAGGAGUCAGCGAGGAGGAGUCGAAGAGCCCCAAGGCUGCAAAUGCGGAGGUAGAGAAAGGCUUGAAUGAGAAUGGAGCGACGAGCCCCGAGGCUGAAAAUCUGGAGAAGAAAGAGAAGGGUAUGACUGAGAGAGAGAUCGCAAGUCCGAAGGCCGCAACUUUAGAUGCAGAGAAGAAGGUCGUCACGGGCUCCACUGUUGAAGAUAUGGAUGUUGAGAAAGUCGUCGUUGUGGAGGAGGGGAAAAGCUUGGAGGCUGACAUUAUGAAUUUGGAGAAAGGGAUUCUCGAGGAGGAGAAGGUAUGCAAAGAGGAGGUUCUAGAUAUGGAGAAAGGGGUCACAGAAGAAGCUAAGACAGCUGCUCUUAACAAAUCAGGGAUUGAUAAGUCCAUAUUCGUGAAGCCACGCACUUUUCACCUCACAGUGCUGAUGUUGAAGCUGUGGAACGAAGAGCGUGUGCAAGCGGCAUCUGAGGUGCUGGAAAAGACCAUGGCCUCCGUGCACGAAGCCUUGGAAGGAAAACCCGUAGUUCUGGACAUCCAAGGCGUGCAGACUAUGAAAGGCAAGCGCGAAAAGGCUCAUGUUUUGUUUGCACGGGUCGAGAACUCUGCCGAGAAGGACAGGCUAAUGCAGGCUUGCCAGGUUCUGAUCGACGCAUACGUUGAGUCAGGUCUCGUCAUGGAAAAGGACAUCGGUCAGCCCCUGAAGCUCCAUGCAACCUUGAUGAACACUACCCAUCGUACCGUGAAGAAAAAUCUCAGGUUUGGGAAACGCAUCCCCUUCGACGCAACCGAGAUUUUGGAGCAGUACGGGCAGUGGAAGUGGGGUGAGUUUGCCAUUCAGGAAGCUCAUCUUUCUCAGAGGUUUGUGUAUGGCGAGAAUGGCUACUAUCAUUGUGUAAAGUCGAUACCACUUCCAGGGGCAGUCGACAAAGUCGAUACCACCCCGGACACAGGUUCUCUUUAGCUCAGCAGGAGAGGAACAGGAUUCUACAUGACUCUCUCCAUUACACAGGAAGAAUAAGUCGGCUGACAUUCUUUUCCGUAUUGUUGUAGCAUAGGAUAUUUUCAGGAGUACAAGUAGGAUUAGACACCAGGGAAAUUCAUGAAGUUGCAUCUUUGUAUAGAAUUUUGUUCUAGAAGCAAUCUUCUUCCCUUAGGCACAGCCUAAGAAGUUAAAUCACAUGGAGGAUGGUAUUUAGCAAUAGCUGGCCAUGAUCUGUCUGGUGAUACUUGUGUGCGCUCCUAGUUAGAGUUGGGUGUAGCCCAAUGAUUCCGUAGCUGUUCAAAUCAUGUGAUGGUCGCUGCUCACGCUUUCUUAUGCAAAGCAUUGGAUAUGCAAACAAAGUGGAAAUAGAUAUGUUUUG